Molecule: messenger RNA, 2304 nt
Organism: Aspergillus fijiensis CBS 313.89
Lineage: Eukaryota; Fungi; Ascomycota; Eurotiomycetes; Eurotiales; Aspergillaceae
Product: putative C6 transcription factor
Exons: 2
Coding region: 1-2304 (767 amino acids)
Biological process (GO): positive regulation of transcription by RNA polymerase II; DNA-templated transcription
Molecular function (GO): zinc ion binding; DNA-binding transcription factor activity, RNA polymerase II-specific; sequence-specific DNA binding
Source: RefSeq, a predicted model, not a curated record
AUGACGAAUCGUGACCCCGACUUUCGACACCAGCUGGGCAAAUUUCGUCUCGAUCCAUUACCAAUUCCCCCGCACACGUCCCGUGCUCCUCCAGCGAAUACCACUACCCCUGCUGCGCCUUCAUACACUGUCUCGCCUUCCUUACAAACGUCUCUUCCGCCUCCGUUAUCCCAGCAGCAGCAACCGCAACCGCAACAUGCACUCCCCCCACCACACAUACCUCGAUCCCAAGCUUCGGUCUCCCCUGUUCCUCCACCUCGCAGUAAACGAGUCUCGACGGCCUGCGACUUCUGUCGGAAGAGAAAGAAGAAAUGUGAUUUCAGAUAUCCCAAUUGUUCUGCCUGCACGCGCGCCGGGGUUCGUUGUACCAUCCCCCCACCGGGUCCUCAGGUCGCCGCAGCCUCCGUGCCCCGCGAUCAAUUGGAGACUUUACAGAACAGGGUCCGAUGGCUGGAGGAGGUCAUACGCCGUAAGACGGGUAUCUCGGUCGCGGAACGGCCUACAGGGGCCCAAUUGGAUGGGGAGGCCGAUCCGGACUGGUGGUAUCAGGUCCCCGCCAUGAUGAUGGCGCGCGAGGCUCCUACGCGCUCCACCACCGCGACCACCACCCCUACAGCAGCGGCCGUAUCCAGCAGCGGCUCACCACCGAACUCCUCCACCGUGGGUACAGAGUUACCCAAUGUGGGCGAAAUUUUCCGAGAUCAAUUGGAACACCGCCGCCCUUCAGUCGCCCGACCCGCCGCGUCUGCCCCCCGGGUGGUUCGGCUUCCCUCGUUGGAUGAAGCGGAGCGAGUUGCGUCCCAGUACUUUGAUAGCAUGGGCUAUCAGUACCCUUUCCUCAACCGCACGGAGUUCUUCACGAAUAUGCGCCGCAUCUAUGCAGGCGAAGUUCCUGCUCCCGAGGUCCAUAAUCUGUAUCAUAUUACCAUUGCGACCGCCUUGUUGAUCGGGUCGGGUGAUGGAUCCAAAGCUGUAGAAUUCUAUCAGGCUGGCACUGAGACCCUCUCGUCGGCGCUACAGAACGAAGACCUGGCGGCCGUGAGAGCUUUGCUGAGCAUGGCACUGUAUACUAUGUUCGCCACGAGUGGCCCGAGCGUAUGGCAUUUGCUGGGGACCGCUCUUCGCUUGGCUAUCAGCUUAGGCUUACACAAAGCUCGGCCCGUGGGAAAUUUGGUCGACGAGGAAAUGGCGAAACGAGCAUUCUGGAGUCUUUAUAACCUGGACCGGCUAAUUGCAAGCACCCUUGGGCGGCCGUUAGGUAUCGCAGACGAGGACAUCUCAGUGGGUUUGCCGCGAGAGUUCAACGAUGACUGGUCUGAAGCCCCCGGGGCCAGCGCCAUGACCAUUCCCUUGCAGGUCGUGCGUCUCCGGCGGAUCUUCUCCCGUCUUUAUUCUUACUUGUACAACAAUCAGCCUCCACCACCCCCUUCUGAGGUCUUAGUCACGCUUGGGCACUUUCGUCAAGAGCUGGACGAGUGGCGUCGGGCUGCCCCAGUGUAUCCACCGGCAUUGCUCUACUCAACCAGCUAUUAUGACUACCUUUACGCGACUACUUUGCUUCUCAUGUACCGCCCAAGUCCACGAAACCCAACGCCAGAUGCGGCUAGCAUUAUAAGCUGCGGGGAUGCUAGUAUUCAGGUCCUCCGGUCGUACUGGGACAGCUAUUCGGCAGGAAAGCUUAAGUGGAUCUGGUUGACUCUCAGUCAGAUAUACUUUGCUGGGAUCACUAUCUUGUGGUGUUUGAAUCACAACCUGCAAACCGUCCGUGAGGGUCUAGUGGCGCCGUGGCAGCCUGAGGAGCGAGCCAUGCGGCGUGCCAUUCAGGCCGUUAUUGUUGUGCUAGAGGAGUUCGGCAAGCGUCGACCAGGAGUCGAGCGAUUGGCGGAAUCCUUUCGCAAUCAGAGUACCACGAUCUUUAGCCACUUCGCAUACCAGCAGGAGCAGCAGCAACAGCAACAGGUGCAGCAACAGGUGCAACAACAGCAGCAACAGCAGCAACAGCAACAACAGCAACAACAGCAACAACAGCAACAACAGCAACAACAGCAACAACAACAACAACAACAUCUCAUUCAACCCCCACCUCCGCCUCCACCUUUGUUGGUUCCGGAGGAGCAGUCUCUGCCUCCUCAGCCGCAGCAUGUUUUGAUGGCGCCGCCGGUACCGAUGGCACCGGUACUUGACGACGUUCUGCUGGUCGAUGCAUCCGGAAUGGUGCCAGUAAUCGAUCCCCAACUGGCAGAGCAACUGUUCUAUUCUUAUGACUGGUUUCAGGAGGAAAUGGCGACCUAUUAUACCCUAUAA